This is a messenger RNA of Colletotrichum karsti, 2154 nucleotides long. RefSeq names its product shugoshin. Bases 1 to 2154 code for a protein of 717 amino acids. NCBI's taxonomy places the organism in Eukaryota, Fungi, Ascomycota, Sordariomycetes, Glomerellales, Glomerellaceae. The record is from RefSeq and is a predicted model, not a curated record. Gene Ontology annotation, cellular component: chromosome, centromeric region; nucleus. Gene Ontology annotation, biological process: meiotic chromosome segregation. The transcript is spliced from 4 exons.
AUGGCCCGACUAAACGAACCUCCGGUAUCUGCAGAUAGCAUCGACACAUUGCGCAGGAAGUUGUUGCGCCAGAAUAGGGAUCUCGCCAAGGCCAAUGCCGCUCAGUUGGUCAAGCUUCGCAACGUCGAGGCAGACUUCGCCCGAUCUCUGUCAGAAAACCUUCGACUGCAUGGCCGCAUCAUCGAGUUGGAAAAAGAGCUGGACGACAAUAAUGCCAGGAGAGUGGCCGAUCACGCUUUGGAUAUCAAAUCCAGGCUCGAAGCACAGCUUCUAGAAUGCAUGGGUAGGAGAUCAUCGAGAGCAAGUCUUCCGCCGCGCAGCCCGCCUCGCAGACGUCCACCACGUGAAUUGCUUAAGGAGGCGGGGGCCCAAGCGCAGGAUGACGACCGGCUGCCUACUAUUACUGAGAACAAGUCGUAUCCCAGAGCAACACUAGACCGCGAACAAAUUUUAGCCCUUUGCUCCGAAGCCGCGGACACAUCGGCCACGGCCGACACGACUGACUCCCCCGAGCUUGGUCCCCCGCCCAUGUCUCGGUUCGUUGACAGCGAAGCUGUCGACAUUGGGUCUCCCAGCCAGCCGACAGAUUAUCCUGAGCCAGAGCCAACAUCAUACAGCUCACCAGUGGCUUCACCUUCGCCGUCGCCAGCGCCCGCCCCUACAGUCAGAUCAACGUUGAAGACCGACAAGAACAUCAUCGUCCGCCCCGAUCCUACCCCUGUCGUCGAGAACGUAGACCCCGAGAAGCCGCGACCCAAGGAGACGCCGAUCAUGCCUCCCGCCGUGCCCCAAAUGUCUGCUAAGGCUGGCUCCAAGCGGAAGUACAGCAUCGGAGAAGACGCGGGCAAGACGAGCCAAACCACUGCCGAGUCGCCAAAGUCGAGAGAAGGGGCGGAGCGCCCGAUUAUCGGACGCGAACGUCAAAGCGGAAAGACGUUGAAGGAGUUGGCACAUAUAAGGCGGGAGACGAGAGAGCGCACGACAGCGCCAAUCAACACAAGGAAACCCCUGGCGGCCAAGAGCACGAACGACGACGUGACGUCUCCUAUCAAGAAUACAAAGGCAGCCGCGUGCGAGGGGAAGACCAUGGCUGAUAAGCCGAAGCCCAGAGCGGCAAGCCAACGGGCCGCGCAAAAGAUCAGGGAAGCUGAAGCCGAGGACGAGAUGGUUUCUGCCGUCGAAGUGACUAUUGCGGCUCCGUCAUCGCCCGCGCCAGUUGUUGACGUGCUUCCGAGCACCGAACCUGUUCCCCUAGAAGCUGCUCUACUCUCUCCAGCUUCGCCUGCGCCAACAUCCAGGCUGAGCCUCUCCAGCGUCAGAGACACGCCGCCUCCCGCUGAGAUAUCAUCUCACGGCGAAACAUCUCGACCGAGCAGACGAGCCCGUUCAGCUGUCAGCUACGCAGAACCCAAUCUGCGCGACAAGAUGAGGCGACCGACAAAGGAGCUGUAUGAUGCAGUGUCUGGACAGACUAGGUACCUCCAGCGCAGCGGCAGCGCCAAAUCGGACGGCACCACACCAGACGAAGUAGUAAUAAUCAAGCGCGAAUCCAUCGAUGGAGACUCCUUGGGGAAUAUCCCCGCAGCCAUUUCAUCCCCGGAGGAUGCGCCUGAAGGACAAGUCAUCUCCACCGACGCGACUGAAAGCAUGCAGCCCGUGGAACCGACAACAAGCGCAGCGAGGCCUGAUCGUAAAAAGCGGACAUCGUCGAUGAUGUCAAGGUCGAUCUCCGAGACUGAAGAUGAGAGAUCAGCCCGACUUGCUCAGGCCGGUUCCCUCGAUAGGAGUACGAGUGGCCAGCCGCGCUCACCGGCCGAGGGCGAUGUUGACCCCUACGAGUUCACCAGCUCGACCCCCGGCAGCGACAGUUCUCGUAUCGCUGAGUUGAAGGAGAACGCCCCUCCAGCCCGUCAGAUCAAGUCUUCGAGGCGGCUUUCGUCGGUUACGAGCCAGGAUCUCAAGCUUGACAGCUCGAAGGGAGCCGAGCGACCCAAGACCAGCGGAUCUAGGAAGAGGGCGUCGAUGGUCUUGCCGAAGAGAACCCGCGCGGAUGCUGAGGGCUCCGAAGAUAGCAGCUUCGAGAGCCUGGAUGGCGGCGAUAUCCAGGACUCAUCGAGAGUCUCCAUGAGAAGACGAAGGAGCAUGAUGUUAUAA